Eruca vesicaria subsp. sativa (arugula) is the source of this 558-nucleotide messenger RNA. Lineage: Eukaryota; Viridiplantae; Streptophyta; Magnoliopsida; Brassicales; Brassicaceae. The record is from the annotation of a GenBank genome assembly.
AUGGUCAUGAUGCCACCCUCUACUCCUAAGUCUCCUCUUCUUAGCUCGUCACUUGAAGAAGAUAAAAGAUUUAAAUGCUACAGGGGUGUCCGAAAGAGGUCCUGGGGAAAGUGGGUGUCUGAAAUAAGAGUUCCAAAGACGGGAAGACGAAUAUGGCUAGGUUCAUAUGAUGCUCCAGAGAAAGCAGCUCGAGCCUAUGACGCUGCUUUGUUUUGCAUCAGGGGUGACAAGGGAGUUUUCAAUUUUCCCAAUGAUGAAAAGCCUCAGCUUCCUGAAGGUUCUGUCCGGCCUCUGUCCAAGCAUGACAUACAGACAAUAGCAGCAGAUUAUGCGUUAUCGGUUGCGUUUGUGCCUUCUUCCCCUACCACCACAACCCAGGCAACAGAUCAGGUUCAUGCUUCUCCUGAUGCAUUUGUUUCUACUGAGAUUAUGGAGAUGGAUAAUGAGCAUUAUUAUCUCCCAGUGGACGCAACUGAAGAAUCAAUAUACUCGGUAGAAGACUUACAGCUGGACAAUUCCUUUAUGAUGGACAUUGACUGGAUAAACAAUCUAGAUUAA